AUUUAUAUCUCUCCUCUCUCCCCCCCAUUUUAGAGUCUUGCUCUCUGCCUCUCUCCUUGAUCCGCCGUCUAACUUGGCAAAGAUCUCUCUGUUCGACUCUUACUGUAGAGACUUUUUUUUUUCCUCUGUUUCUUUCUCUCAUUUGAGAGAUCCAGAUCUUAGUUGUUGAAAUGGCAACAGCAAAAGGCUCAACUGGAUGGUACAGUGGAAAAGUGAAAGCUGUUCCGUCAGGGGACACUUUGGUAUUAACGGCCAAGUCUAGCAAUAGGCCUGGCCCUCCGCCUGAGAGGACCAUUAGUUUGUCGUAUCUUGUCGCUCCAAGACUGGCCCGAAGAGGUGGUGUUGAUGAACCCUUUGCCUGGGAGAGCAGAGAGUUUUUGAGGAAACUCUGCAUAGGAAAGGAUGUCACGUUCAAGAUUGAUCCCACUGCACCAAACGUUGGCCGAGAAUUUGGAAUUGUGUUUAUAGAUGACCGAAAUGUUGGAACUAUAAUGGUUUCAGAAGGCUGGGCAAAGGUCAGGGAGCAGGGUCAGCCGAAAGGUGAUGCCAGUCCUUUUCUUGCUGAAUAUCAAGUCCAUGAAGAACAAGCAAAGCAAAAGGGUCUAGGUCGAUGGAGUAAGACACCUGGUGCUGCUGAGGCAUCCAUCAGAAAUCUUCCUCCCUCUGCCAUUGGUGAUCCUAGUAACUUGGAUGCCAUGGGUCUGCUUGCUGCAAACAAGGGCAGGCCCAUGCAAGGUAUUGUUGAGCAAGUUCGUGAUGGCAGUACUGUUCGUGUGUAUUUGCUUCCAGAUUUCCAGUUUGUCCAGGUGUUUGUUGCAGGAAUCCAGGGCCCAUCAAUGGGUAGAAGAGCUACACUAGAAACUGCUGCGGAAAAAGUCCUAAACUCUGAUGAGCAAAAUGGAGAUGCUUCUGAACCUCGAGCCCCUUUAACGUCAGCACAGAGACUCGCAGUCUCAGCAGCAACAUCAUCAGAAGUUGCUCCUGAUCCAUUUGCACUGGAAGCGAAAUACUUUACUGAGCAACGUGUAUUAAAUAGAGAUGUCCGUAUUGUCUUGGAAGGAGUUGACAAAUUCAGCAACUUGAUUGGAUCAGUAUAUUAUCAGGAUGGGGAAUCGGCAAAGGACUUGGCGUUGGAGCUUGUGGAAAAUGGUCUAGCUAAAUAUGUUGAAUGGAGUGCAAACAUGAUGGAAGAUGAUGCUAAACGCCGGCUGAAGAAUGCGGAACUUCAAGCUAAGAAAAACCGCUUGAGGAUCUGGACAAACUAUGUGCCCCCUCCAACAAAUUCAAAAGCAAUUCAUGACCAGAACUUCACAGGAAAGGUAGUGGAGAUUGUAAGUGGUGAUUGCAUCAUUGUGGCCGAUGAUUCCGUCCCAUAUGGAAGUCCAUUGGCAGAAAGACGGGUCAAUCUUUCGAGUAUUAGGUGCCCGAAAAUGGGAAAUCCUCGCAGAGAUGAAAAGCCAGAGAACUAUGCACGGGAAGCUAAGGAUCUUCUCAGACGUCGCCUUAUUGGGCAGCAAGUGAAUGUGCAAAUGGAAUAUUCUAGAAAGGUUACCAUGGGAGAUGGAGCUAUGCCUGCUUCUGGAUCUGGGGACUCGAGAAUAAUGGAUUUUGGAUCAGUUUUCCAGUUGUCUUCCUCUGACGGUGAUGGUGAUGAAGUGUCAGCAGCUUCAUCAACUGGUAGCAAUCAGCAACCUGGGCUUAAUGUUGGUGAGUUGAUGGUUUCCCGUGGCUUUGCCACUGUGAUUCGGCAUAGGGACUUUGAGGAAAGAUCAAAUUAUUAUGAUGCCCUUCUUGCUGCUGAAUCACGGGCUAUUGCUCAGAAGAAAGGAAUGCAUUCUGGCAAGGAGUCUCCAGUAUCGCAUAUACUAGAUCUCACCACGCAAUCAUCCAAGAAAGCAAAAGAAUACUUGCCUUUCCUGCACCGGGGCAGAAAAAUUGCUGCUGUAGUGGAAUAUGUGCUCAGUGGUCACCGUUUUAAGGUUUUAUGUCCCAAGGAGACAUGCAGCAUUGCGUUUUCAUUUUCUGGUGUUAGGUGUCCCGGUCGUGAUGAGCCAUAUUCAGAUGAGGCAAUUGCACUAAUGAGACGAAGGAUAAUGCAGAGGGAUGUUGAGAUUGAAAUAGAAACUGUUGAUAGAACUGGAACGUUCUUGGGAACCCUGUGGGAAGCAAAGACUAACAUGGCAACAGUUCUUCUUGAAGCUGGGCUUGCAAGGUUGCAAACUUCCUUUGGCCUUGACAGGAUUCGUGAUGCUCAUCUUCUUGAACAGGCUGAGCAGUCUGCAAAAAAGAAGAAACUGAAAAUUUGGGAGAAUUAUGUUGAAGGAGAGGAAGUCUCUAAUGGUCCAGCUGUUGAAAGCAAACAGAAAGAAGUGCUAAAGGUGGUGGUUUCAGAAGUCCUGGGUGGUGGCAAGUUCUAUGUACAGGCUGUUGGGGAUCAAAAAGUUGCCUCUAUUCAGCAACAACUUGCUUCCCUGAAUCUCCAAGAAGCUCCUGUGAUUGGCGCUUUUAAUCCUAAGAAAGGUGACAUUGUACUUGCUCAGUUCAGUGCAGAUAAUUCAUGGAAUCGAGCAAUGAUUGUGACUGCACCUCGUGGAGCAGUGGAAUCCAUGAAAGACAGGUUUGAGGUGUUCUACAUUGAUUAUGGAAAUCAGGAGGAGGUCAUGUACAGUCAGUUACGGCCCCUUGAUCCAUCAGUCUCGCUGGCACCUGGUCUUGCUCAGCUGUGCAGUCUUGCAUAUAUUAAGGUUCCAAGCUUGGAAGAGGAUUAUGGUCCAGAAGCAGCUGAGUAUUUGAGUGAUCAUACAUUAAACACCUCAAAAGAGUUUAUGGCAAAGGUAGAGGAGAGGGAUACUUCUGGAGGAAAAGUCAAAGGACAGGGAACUGGAUCAGUUCUUAUCGUAACUUUGGUUGCUGUGGAUUCUGAGAUCAGUGUAAAUGCAGCCAUGGUACAGGAAGGAUUGGCUAGGAUAGAAAAGAGGAAGAAGUGGGACUCCAAGGAAAGACAGGUGGCCCUAGACAAUUUGGAGAAGUUCCAGGAUGAAGCACGCUCUGCUAGACGUGGAAUAUGGGUAUAUGGAGAUAUCCAGUCAGAUGAUGAAGACAUGGCCCCUCCAGUUAGAAAGACUGGUGGUCGCCGAUGAUUAUAACUUAGAUAAACUGGAUUAAGUGGAAGGAACAAAAAAAACAAGAAGACAUGAUUGGCGCGAGGUGAGAUUUAAGUUAUAGGAAAUGUCGUUCCAUUUUAGAACAUGAGAGUAAACAAAUGUUGCAGCGUAAACUGGAGUUUUGUUUUUUUUGUUUUUUUUUUCUCCUUUUUCUUUUUGUUCUAAAAUUUCCAUUGUAGUUGAGGGGACAAUUUUUUCAUACAUUCCUUAAUAAGGUAAACUAAAUCCAGUUUGGUCCAGUCGCUAUGUGAAAACAUUAUAAACAAGUUUUGCUGCGAAAUGGAGUUAAUAGUGUGUCAGUAUU
Molecule: messenger RNA, 3468 nt
Organism: Jatropha curcas
Lineage: Eukaryota; Viridiplantae; Streptophyta; Magnoliopsida; Malpighiales; Euphorbiaceae
Gene: TUDOR1
Product: TUDOR-SN protein 1
Biological process (GO): mRNA catabolic process; regulatory ncRNA-mediated gene silencing
Cellular component (GO): nucleus; RNAi effector complex; cytosol
Molecular function (GO): nuclease activity; RNA binding
Source: RefSeq, a predicted model, not a curated record